AUGGAGAUGGAAACACCACUCACAUGGAUGGAUAAUCCUAUUGAAGUAUAUGGUAAUGAUAGUGUAUGGGUACAUGGCCCCACAGAUGAUCGCUGCCCUGCCAAACCUGAGGAAGAAGGGAUGAUGAUAAAUAUUUCCACUGGUCUGCAGGUGUACCCAACAGCUCCGAAGAGACAGCGACCAUCCAGAACGGGCCAUGAUGAUGAUGGCGGAGAUGUUAGGAAAUUUGGAAAGGAGUGUCCUCAGAUGGAUUUUGUGGCACCCUCUACAUGGAGGAAGGGAGGAGGUCGCAGGCCCGCCAACCCCAUAGACCGAGGGCACAGACCUUUGGGGGGAGAGGGCGGGCAGCGGGGACACUCACCCCUUAGCAGCUCCCUGGGUGACAGCCACGGCCCAGCAAAUCUGAAACACUGGCUGGGUCCUUACUGCGCCAACUGCCAGUUGCAACCACGGUCAACGGCUCUGUGUCCCUCGCAGGGCGAAACGGCCUUUCCUGGGCGCUGGAAAGAGGAGGCCAGAAGGGACGGAUUUGUAAAGCAGGGUCGUGCAGAGGCUCCUAAAAUGCCAGCGUCGGGAGCGAACGAGGGGAGGAGCUCCUUUUCCAAAGGGGAGGCAUCGGCCUCUGCAGCGCAAGUUGACAAACCCUGGGAGCGGCGCCUCCAGCUGCAGCCACAACCUGAAACUCUCUCCACAGGUCGCAAACUGGGAAGCCACUGGCCCCGCGGAGCUGCCCUGGCCGCGCUGCCCCCGCCGAGGCCGCAGCUUCGCUCACCUGCCGGGAGCCCGCGGGGCCGAGCGCCCGCUGCAAGGACACACGGGCAGGUCCCUCAGGAUCCCCUCUCCUGGGGCUCGGGGACCUGCAGACCCCGCAGCCAGCGGCCCCUGCUCACUCCGCCCACCAGCGCCGGCUCUACGUUGCAGCAGGUCUCCCGGGGGGCAGCGAGAACUUUCAAGGUCCAGCUCCCUCUCCCCGCCCUGCGCCGCCCUCCCCUCCCCUCCCCUCUGGAGUAGGGACCCUUUCAACCCCGACACUUCCAGCGGUCCCGAGGCUGCCCUGGGUGUUGAGGAUGAGCCUGCCGUAGGGCAGACACCUGCUGUUUCCAGGGUAGGCCCCGAUCACUGUGACCGCAAUUGCGGGGCCCGACUGGCCCAAGCCUGACCCUGAUGCUCCAGUGCCACCCGACCCUCCCCGAGCGCGCGCUUGCACACCCAGGCUGCCCCCGGCAGGCAGCGGGAAGCUUCCAGCGAUGUGUGUGUGUUUCCAUAACCCGAGGCUCUGCUGUGUCGUCGUGAACACGUGGCUUCAAUCUGUUGCAGCGUUCACUGGGCAUCAUUGAUGCACUUAUUCCAGCCUCUAACCUGGUCAACUCUACUCCGCCUCACAGGGUUUCUGGGUCCUCCUCUCCUGUACGCCAGGGAGGGCGAGUCUGGCGCUCUUCUCAGUAGACCUUGCCCCAGAGUGUGGGGAGCUUGAAUUGAGCGGGAGUUGGCCAAGAAGCGAAGCAAAACCGUGAGUGGGACCUUAGUACUUCUUCCAUCCGUGCAUCAUUGGGAGCCAUUGCCAUUUCUGGAGGCAGAAGUUUCUGGCGAGCCCUGUGGGGAGGAUCUUGGAUUUGGGAUGUUUUGAAGAGGUUUCAGAGAAGGAAGAUAAAGAGCGUUGUAUUCUGCUGGAGACAAUCCCUGUGAGGACUCCCGCGUGGUCCCGCGCAGGAACACUCGGAGGCACAGAGGAGUUCUGGAAAGAGGCAACGUGCCCGCACAACCCAUGAGCAAGAAGCCAAAUCUUAUUUCUUCCAAAGUGACUAAACCACGGUUUUCCUGCUGCGGUUUGCCAAUAGGACACGGUCUGUUCAGAGUGGGAAUUCCCAGUGAGCUUGGGGUGGGUUAGGGAUGCCUGGAGGGGAGGUUGUGCCUAGCGUAGAGAUUCUGGUGCUGGCUCCCAGGUCCUCUAGGAUCACCUGUAGAAGGACCUGCAGGUUACAGUCUUGAAAGGCAGUUUCAGCUGUCCUGGCAUAAAACUCUUAUUAAAGAAACAACAGCAGAGGGGUAUGAAAGGUGUGAGAAGCAGAUCAGUGGGAGGACAUUUGCAGGCAGAGCAAGAGAAAUUAAAGCCAGCUUGACAGUCCAUUUUUAACUCAGUUCGGGUAGCUGCACUGCCUGAAGGUCAGGUGAGCCAAGGAAGGAGAUGCUGAGAGGCUGGUCUUUGAAGGUCGAUUUCCACUUCUACUUCAAUAAACAGAAUAAUGGAAAAUAAACAAGCCCAUUUAAGCCAAUUAAACAGCGGUGUCAGUGGCUAGUGUGUUCAGGACCAAUGCAUGGGCCUCUGGUCAGGUGUCAGAUGCCAGCUGCCUGGCAGUCAGUCCCCGCGCAGGCAGCAGAGCCUCUUGCCCUUGUCUGGGCAGUAUUACUAAUGAGGCUGCCUCUUCCCUGCCUCCAGGGAGAAUUAUUACAAUUAACAUAAUGAGUGAUCUGAACCAAUACUAGUGAAAUAAAUAAAUUACUCAUUUCCAUUUCCUUGGGGUAUUUAGGCCUAACUCAUAAAUUAAAUGCUCCCAUAGGGCCAGAAAGAUUAUUGGAACUUACAAAAAGUAGUAGUUACUCUUGGCUCACCUGACUAGCUGAAAUCUUGCAAAGCUCUUUGGGAUUUGACUGCAGAAAACAAUUUACCUAUGUACAAAAGACUUCAAAUAAUAUCUUUUUGGCUGAAUGGGCCUUACUAGCAGGGCUUAUAGGGUAUGAGGAAUGAUUGAGGUAAAACAUACACCUGGAAUAGUUAAACGUGUCUGUUUUUAUCUACUUAAAAGCCUAGAAAAUCCAUUCUAUCCCCAGUCUGCCUCUUCACAGGGUUAAACAGAACUGACUACUUUUUUUUAAACUGAAGCCUGGAGAAGAAUUAGGAAAAACUAAGUGCCAUAAUAGUCUAAGUGUGAGGUGACACAGUCUAUCAGCUAUUUUGAAAAUGCUGUGGAUACAGUGAACCAUUUAUCACUGAAAGCUCCUCACAUUGGGGCACUUCAGGUGUUUAGUAAGUGCAGUGAUAAGUUUAUUUUAUUGCUCUUUCACUAUAUCCUCUCACUAAUACUGUAUAAACAGUUUGUGGGGGUGCUUACUGGAAAUAGUCAUGACAAAUAGAAAAUCUAGUCAGUUAAAUAAUUUGAUUUCCUUUCAUACACCAAUGCAUUAUAUUAUAACAAACUAUCCAAAUCAUAAGCAAAGCCUUUAAUUUUUUUUUUUUUUUUUUUUUUUUUGGAGACAGAGUCUUGCUCUGUCACCCAGGCUGGAGUGCAAUGGCGCGAUCUUGGCUCACUGCAACCUCUGCCUCCCAGGUUCAAGCAAUUCUCCUUCCUCAGCCUCCCAAGUAGCUGGAAUUACAGGCACAUGCCAUCACACUCAGCUAAUUUUUGUAUUUUUAGUAGAGAUGAGGUUUCACCAUGUUGGCCAGGCUGGUCUCAAACUCCUGACGUUGUGAUCCACCCGCCUUGGCCUCCCAAAGUGCUGGGAUUACAGGUGUGAGCCACUGCGCCUGGCCGCUUUUUUAUCACUAUGAUUUACUCAUCUACCUUUUUACAAAAAGAAAAUGAGAUCUCAGUAACAACUGGCAGCACUAUGUUCCUCUGAUGUAUAUGAAAUAUUUAAGUUCUAGGCUUCCUCAGGUAUAAGCAGAGUAUUCAUAAUGUCAUCGUUUACAUAAAGUAUAAAUGCACAACACCAGGAAUACUUCAAAGACAAAAAGCAGAAAUUAUGCUUUAAUGUAUUAUUACAGGAAAUGUUGGUAUCUUGUGCAUUUGUGAUUUGGAGCAUUGAAUGUUUAUGACGUUUCACUUGCCAAUUUUCUGUCUUUAUUUGGUAGCAGCCAUUUAUUCUUGAAUCUUAUUAAUACAUUUACAUUCAGUGUAUUGUUUAUUUCAUUUCAUAAACUAUGACACCUGAGCGAAAAUGACUGGGUAUCUUAAUCUGUACAAAUCAGGGAGGACUUACAGGACAUGGAAGCUGAUUUGUACAGUAUCCAAAGUAUCCAUUAGCAAGCAAGCUCAUAGGGUUGUUGUAAGGAUUAAAAGAGAAACCCUUAUAGUCAAUGCUACAUAUUAUUAUUAUUAUUAUUUUUACUUUUUUUUUUUUUAGACAGAGUCUUGCUCGGUCACCAGGCUGGAGUGCAGUGGCAUGCUCUCAGCUCACUGCAACCUCUGCCUCCCGGGUUCAAGCGAUUCUCCUGCCUCAGCCUCCCGAGUAGCUGGGACUACAGGUGAGCGCCACCAUGCCCAGCUAAUUUUUGUAUUUUUAGUAGAGAUGGGGUUUCACCAUGUUGGCCAGGAUGGUCUCGAUCUCUUGACCUCGUGAUCCCCCCGCCUUGGCCUCCCAAAGUGCUGGGAUUACAGGCAUGAGCCACCGCACCCCGUCUUAUCUCUUUUUUAUAAACAAAUAUGAGCUCUUUAAACGCAUACUGUCUCUAGAUUCCCUUGGUUGUGCUAAGUUUGUAUAUUUGGUGUCCCAUGUGAAGUGCUUAGAACCAGACCUGAUACUAAGCAAGAGCUUAAUGGGUGAUAUUAUUAUUACUGCUGUUAUUAUGGUUCUGAAAUUGUAGUUCUCUGGGUCAGUGGCUAAAAGUGGUUGGAGGAAGUAUUGUUAAAGUAUAACAAAAUUUACUCUCUUUCCUGUUUGCAGGAAAUCUGGAAAGUAUUUGCCACUGAUUAGGAAAGCUUUUUUAGUAUAAUACUUCCAUCACUGAAUGGGAAAGCAGGAAGGGGAUCUGCCAAUGAUAUGUAAGAAAAUACUGUGGGUUAAAAAAUUAUCUAGGUGUGAAAUACAGAGUUUUAUGCGUUAACUUUUCUCUAUUAAUUUAGGAAAUUGUUUUCUGGAAAUAAAUAACAUUUACAGACAAUUGAAAGUAUUGAUAGAACCACACAGUUGUUUCAAGCUAUGUAUGACCAUCUAUUAACAUUCUGGGUGAUAAAUUUGGUCAUAAUUUUUAUUUGUCAUUGAGGAUGCACCACCCAAUGAGAUUACCAUUUAAUGAUUAAAUAUCCAAUAUGACUUAUUUUAUGAAAUGAUAUAGCAUUUCCUAUUUAGUAAGGUAACACGGAAACUUAUCUAGUAUAAGACAAAAAUCAGGCCCAAUAUAUAAAAUAAUACAUAAUACUUGCUGUUAAAAGCUGAGAGAAUCUUUCAGUAGUGGAAGGCAUUGCCUCUCUAAAUUUAAGCCGAGAAAUUGUUACCACAGCAACUCGCUUCUUAUGUAGUUGUAUUAUUUUGUUCCCUUCAUAAAAAUUGCUAUGUAUUAUCACUCUGUAAAUAGAGACGAUAUGUUUAAAUGCAUAUAAUAUCUACUUUUCCUUAGUUGUGGAAAAGUUUAUAAUUCAGGUGAGUGACCAUAGCAGAGAAUGUCACCCAGGAACAGGAACAUAGAGUGGGUUCUUGACAUUUGUCUGGGGUACAUCUGACAACCUUUACAAAUUCCAAAUUUGAGAAUACUACUGUGGCACACCAUUUUUCUGGAAUUUCAAUGUGCACCAAGAGGGGAGGAACAUAAAGCUACAUGCUCAUGGAGAUGUUGGGUUCCUCAUUGGUUGCCCUUCCUGUACCAGCCAGCAUCCUAUUCUGGUGGACCAGCCUUGCACAGAGUUUGUCAAUCAAAUUUGUAUCCCAGCAACAUUACACGUUACUUCGUGACAUAAACCUGUGGGGUUGCUCAAGAAGAGAACUGAAUCUGAGAAUGCCUGAGUGACGACUAGAUAUGGAAUUUGGCAGGGUACUGUUUAGAAUGGGAUCUAAUCUCUGUUCUGCAGAUUUAAAGUGCAUUAAGGUUAAAGAAUUUGACUAAGUCACAGAGUGACUCAGUUUUUUCGUCUUCAUGGUGUAGACGUUAGCUGAAUGGACUGUGGAGCCUGACUCCUAGCAGUGGCAUUUACUAGCUAUGUCAACUUGGAUAAGAUACUUGGCAUUUCUGUGCCUCUAUUUCCACCUUUAAAAUGGGAAUUAUGGGGAAGGAAGCGAGAGGGAGAGAUAUGUUAAAGCAGCGAUCCUCAACCUUUUUGGCACCAGGGACUGGUUUUGUGGAAGACAAAUUUUCCUUGGAUGGGGAUGGGGAUGGUUUUGGGAUGAAACUGUUUCACUUCAACUCAUCAGGCGUUAGUUAGAUUCUCAUAAAGAGCACAUAACCUGGACCCCUCCUAUGUGCAGUUCACAAUAGGGUUCACACUCCUACAAGAAUCUAAAGUUGCAGCUGAUCCGACAGGAGGUAGAGCUCAGGUGGGAAUGCGGGCAAUGGGGAGCAGCUGUGAACAUAGAUGAAGCUUCACUCACUCGCCUGCCCCCUGCUCACCUCCUGCUGUGUGGCCGGUUCCUAAUAGGCCAUAGACAGGGACUGGUCCAUGGCCAGGAGGUUGGGGAUCCCUGUGUUAAAGGAUACAAAAUUAUAGCUAGAUAGGGGAAAUCAGUGCUAGGGUUCUAUACCACAGUAGGGUGUCUACAGUUAACAAUAAUAUGUGUUUCAAAUAGCUAGAAGGAGGAUAUUAAAUGCUCCCAACACAGAGAAAUGAUGGCUGUUGGAGAUGCUGGAUAUCCUAAUUUCCCCAAUCUGAUCUCUAUACAUUGUAUGUAAUAAAACAUUACUAUGUACCCCAUGAAUAUGUACAAUUAUUAUUUGUCAACUUAAAAAAUGUCAAAAACCAUACUAAAUAAAUAAAAUGGGAAUUAUAAUUUUACCUUAUAUGGCUGUAGUGCGAACUCAACGAGUGAAUGCAUAAUGUACUCAAUAAAUGUUAGCCAUGAUCA
This is a messenger RNA of Pan troglodytes (chimpanzee), 6771 nucleotides long. RefSeq lists its product as uncharacterized. Lineage: Eukaryota; Metazoa; Chordata; Mammalia; Primates; Hominidae. The transcript has 4 exons. The record is from RefSeq and is a predicted model, not a curated record. Bases 1 to 1011 code for a protein of 336 amino acids.